AUGCCGGCAGGGGCCCUGCGCCAGGCGGCUGUUCUCCCCCUGGACGACUUGUUCGCCUCGCCCGGCGCCGCGCCAUCGCUACGCGCGCGGCUGGCGGGGUACAAUCUAGAGGAGCCCGCCGCCGCCGCGCCCGGCGCCCGCCUCCCGCCGCGGCGAGGAGGCCCCAGGACGGCCUUCGAGGACGCGGGCGGCGGCGGUGCCCCAGCGGCCGGCGGCGGCGGAGACGCCGGGGCAGCAGGUGGUGCGGGCGACGGUGGCGGCGGAGGAGGCGGCAAGGACGGCGGCGGUGGCGACAAGGACGGGGGCGGCCAGCCCUCGGGCAAGACCCUGACCUACACCACGCCCUCGGGCAAGAAGAUUACCGUCAGCGGCAAGAGCUUCAACGCCUGCGUGCAGUCGUGCAAGACCGCCGACUACAGCGGCAGCGGCGGCGCCAUGGGCAUGAUGGGGAGCGCGGUGGACGGCGGAAGCCAGGCGAGCAUCCAGGGGUGCGCGACGUUCUGCCGAGCGGAGUUUGAGCUCUUCUGCUUCCCGGGCGACAGCGUGGUCGUGGCCAAGAACCGCGGGCGCGUGCCGCUGGCGGAGCUCCGGGUCGGCGACGUGGUCCUCGCAGUUCGAGGUUGGGAGGGCACCAGCGCGAGCCCUUCGCUGUGCUACGACCCGGUGAUCGCGUUCAUCCACCACGAGCCAGACGUGGAGGGCGAGACGCUUCAAAUUCGUCAUUCGCUCGGCCAGGUCCAACUGACGGCGAACCACCUCCUCUUCACACAGAGGCAGGGCGGCGGCGGCACCGUGCCCGCCCUCGCGUCCGAGGUGCGCGUGGGCGACCGACUGCUGGCGCCCUGGGUGGACGGCGGCUUCGCCACGCCGGAGGUCCUGGAGGUGAAGCGCGAGUGGAAGCGGGGUUUCUAUGCCCCCCUCCUCGAGGGCGGCACGCUUCUGGUCGACGGCACUGCGGCAUCCUGCUACGCCGUGCCGCGCAACCUGGCCGAGACCCCGGCGUAUCGGCGCGCCGCGGAGCUGCUCGACGGCGCCGGCGCCCACGCCCUGUGCCACGCCAGUUUCCUGCCAAUGCGGCUCCUGUGGCGGAUGGCACACCGCGGAGGGCUGGAGCUGGGCGGGAAGGCGGCUCUGCAAGCGAAGGGGGCUAUGCACCCCGACGGCAUCCACCCGUACGCCUGGCUGAUGUACGUGGCCACCUCGUCCUUCGUUGCCUGA
Molecule: messenger RNA, 1218 nt
Organism: Prorocentrum cordatum
Lineage: Eukaryota; Dinophyceae; Prorocentrales; Prorocentraceae
Source: the annotation of a GenBank genome assembly